GGAGGUUCCCCCGCCGACGAUAACCUUGUUCGUUAAGAAAUCAAAUUAACGCGACCGGAUAAAUACCCACGUAUUCGAAUGAUGGUGUCAUUGAAGUGGCUCUAUAGCGUACAUAAACUAUUCCCACUAGUAGUGCUAUAAGCGGUCCGAUUACUUUCAUCGUGAUAACAAGACGCGCAAAUGUGAUGCAUCAAAUUAAAGUAUGAUAACGAGAGCGCUAAUGAGUUAAUAUAAAAUAUACCGUUAUCAUUGCACUCCCACUCUUUCUGCUCUGCAACCACGUCAUGAAAGUGAUAUUAAUCGGUGUAGGCGGUAGCUCAUCUUCAGGCAAGACUACACUCUCGAAGAAGCUGUUAAAUAUACUACCAAAUUCGUUCAUUAUACAUCAGGAUGAUUUCGCUCCACCGAAUGACAAAAUACCGUUAGAUCCAAUACACAACGUGCAAAAUUGGGAUGAUCCUGACUAUUCAAUAGAGUGGGAUAGACUAAUAAAGGUAUUGGAUUAUGUUAAAACGGAAGGAAAACUGCCAUCAUCGCAUAAAUCACACGAUCAUCUUCAUCCACCCUCACAAUCGAAUCUCAUAUCGAAGGACUUAAACGCUAAAGAAUUAGCAUUGCAGAAGAAAUCAAAAGAACGUUCACCUGAUGGUGUCAUAUACGCUCUUCUCGAUGGUUUCUUGUGUUUUUAUAACGAAACAGUUAGGAACAUGCUAGACGUGCGGAUAUUCCUCAAUGCGGACAGGGAGACACUAAAAAAACGACGUGCACAAAGAGAAGGUUAUGCUACUGCAGAAGGAGAUGUAUGGAUUGAUCCACCAUUCUAUUUUGACGAUAUCGUAUGGCCUGCUUACAUCAAAGCGCAUAAGGAUGUUUUUGUAAAUGGAGAUCCAGAAGCUGGUAUACCAACCCCGCAUAUUAGGGAUUUACAUGUCUAUGAUUCAACAAAGUUGGACGUCGAUGAAAUUCUAUCGAAUGCGACGGUUGACAUUGUAGAAUAUGCAAGACAAACACGAUUAUAGCAAUGCCAUACAACAAGAAUACAUUGUGAUACAAAAAUGAAUUAAAUUAGGUUGAGAGGUUCGCGUUAUUAAUUUAUCUGCUCUUGUGGUGGAUCUGUUAUGCUGUCAUUAUGCUCGAUUUUUGUGAAUUCAAGUGGCUCGGUCUGACCGAUAACGGGCGGUUGAGCAGAGUCUACUGGAUUUAUUGGAUCAAUUGGGUCUACGGAAUUUACCGGGUUUACCUCAAAUGAUCUACCAUCGUUGAUUUCAAAUGACUUGCCAUUCGGACCAGUUGGAAAUUGACUUCCUUGUACCGAGAACUGUAAUUGAUCGGUCGCAGCAGCUGGUAAGGCUGAUGUUGAUCCGCCUGUUGGGUGUAAUGCAGCUGCAUCGUCGACAUCGCCAUAUGCGUCAUCUUCCUCUUCAACAUCAUCAUCAUCAUCAUCAUCGUCUUCUUCAUCACCAUAAUCGUCUUCUUCUUCUAAUUCAGCAUCACCAUCUUCUUCAUCUUCGUCAUACUGUAUACGUCUUGAAGAGCGUCUAGAUGAGCGACGUGUACCCUUUGGUGUUUUUGUCGUUGUUUGUGGAGAUGUGAUUGAUUGCAGAUUUGAUUUACCAGCGAAACCGCCAGAUGCUUCGUGUAAUCUUCUUGCAGAUCUACCAUGGGCACCUGAGUGAUCCAUGUGGUAUCUGAAACCAUUGGCAUUUUUCCAGCGCUUGUUGCAUCCUGGAACAGGGCAUGCGUAUGGUCUUUCUGAGACAGCAGCUUCAUCACGACUGAGAGUUUUGAGAACCCCAUUACAGUUACCGUGAUUAAUGUGAUACUUCAAACCGUUUCUGUUCUUCCAUGUCUUUGAGCAUUCUGGGUUUGGACACUUGAAUGGGCGAGGAUCGGAUUGGUCAGGGACCUGUGAGAGGGCAUGGGCCAUGGCCUCCUCUGCUGUGUUGUACUUUGUUUCGUCGUAUGCAGGAUAAUUUGCCCUUCUGGCCAUCAAAGAUUCUCCCUUCAUAUGGCUGUCUGGUGAUUCAAUUUUUCUGAAACCCAAGGUCUGGUCCUGGAACAUAGGAGCAGCUGUAGGUCUCAUAGCUGGUGGAAGUGCAGACAUGCUAUCGUCACCGGCGCCAUCCUCGUCAUACGCUGCGUCCUCUUCUGAACCAUUCAAGUCAGUGACUUCAUUGAGCAAGUGAUGGGAAGGUGAAGUAUGUACACUAAAGGUAUUUACUGGCUUCUUGUCUUCGGGGUAGCGCUUUAAAUCUUCACCGUACCAAUUAAUGAGAUUGUUGGACGAUGCGAUGUCGUUGCUGGCAGCUACGUAAUAGUCAGCGACCGAAGUUUUUGAAAAAUUACGAAAACGCACCCCUGAGGUAAUCAAUUUCACUUAGAGGAAUUUCCUUUGAGCAUUCGUCGGAAGUUGCCAAAUGAUUUCUGAGAUCGCUAUCAACGAGGAAAACCUUUGAGCAGGAAUGACAGCGUGAACCUGGGACAUUAAAUUGACCAAGCUGAUCUAAAUAUUGCAACUGAUCCUCCAUUCAGAUUUAAUUUCGAUGUUCAAGAUCAAGUGAUGAAUUUUUUUGU
Wallemia mellicola CBS 633.66 is the source of this 2574-nucleotide messenger RNA. Its product is annotated as P-loop containing nucleoside triphosphate hydrolase protein. The record is from RefSeq and is a predicted model, not a curated record. Gene Ontology annotation, molecular function: kinase activity; ATP binding. Lineage: Eukaryota; Fungi; Basidiomycota; Wallemiomycetes; Wallemiales; Wallemiaceae. The transcript has 3 exons. Gene Ontology annotation, cellular component: cytoplasm. The coding region runs from base 285 to 1019 and encodes 244 amino acids.